GUAUCCUUUGCCCACAAUUUUGCAUUUCACAUCCAUGCAAUGUGGGCAAAAUUGGAUCUGAGUCCAUGGUCACAGCCCUUCCUUGUGGAGUUGUGCAUGCAGAAUGCGCAUCUUGGGAGGCUGAACACAUUGAUUUCGUUAAACUUCAGUUUACGUGCAAAACAUGUUGUUUCUCACUUUGUUCGCCAUAGAGAACGAAGGAGAUCGUAGUAAUUUGGAACGGGAAGUCCUGAAAAGUUGAGUCCACAACUUGGGUAUUGGACUGAAAUCCUGAGAGGGCCACAGUAGGCAUCCCUCAAGUUUGCCAAACCAGCAAAACAUUGACGGCAAUCAGAUUUCUUACCUUUCAACACUGAACAUGGUGUGUCUUUAGGUUUAUUAUUUGUUUUUUGUUCUAGUAGCAUCCUUGUUCCUAGUAGCGAUGCCAGGUACCCCUAGUAGCUUCUUGCUCCUAGUAGUAAGGCCAGAAGCCCCUAGUAGCGUCCUUGUUCUUUACAUGCAAAAAACAUGUUCCGACCGAGGUGAGUCUUUCGUGUUUUAGUUCAGUUCUUUUCUCACAUGUUCAUGUGGCAAAUCGACAACACGCACAGAGCUGCGCUGUGGGCGUGCUCAACCUGCGCCGACAACAUGGCGAAAGCCAGUGUACAAAGUGGCAACUGGCCUCCAACCUAGUAGCGAUGGCCUCCAACCUAAUAGGAGGCCAACCUAAUAGCGAUGGCUUCCAACCUCAAGCAAUGGACAAAGUGGCAACUUUAUCUCAACGCAAAGGAACUCUUCGUUGGGCGGCGCAAGGCACAAAGGGCGUUGAUGUAAGAACGGAUGGACGCAGCUUGAGCAAAGAGACUCGAAUCGCUCAUGGUUCCUGCAGUAAACUCGAACCUACUAGCAAUGGCCUCCAUCCUGAAAAGGGAUAGCGCAGAGCCAGAGACCCGGAGUGCUCCCACCAUCACAGAGGAGACUGGGCUGGAAGCACUAGUCCCUAGUAGUAAGGCCAGGAGCCCCUAGUAGCGUCCUUGCUCCUAGUAGUAACAAACUACCAGAGAAACUCGCAGCUAAUCUUUAGUACUUUGUAGGUUGUUGGCCUUCGCUUUUAGGGUGGAGGCCAUCGCUAGUAGGUUGGCUCAGUAAGGCUUAGCUGACCACUUCUUGCAGGGUGCUCGUGGGUCGUCUUGGGUAUGGCUUUGUGCCUUCACUGCUUACUCAAUCCUAUCAGGUCCUGUGCAACUGUGCUCUUCGCGACUGCACUUUCUUACGUUUCUACACAUGGCAUUGAAGUGCAUCUGUUUCUAGGCAAUGCCUUUGGCAUCACCACACCUCGCAAAGAGCUCUAUGCUUUUGAAUGCAUCAACAAGUUAAACGGUCUUUGUCCUAUGUCCUCGUCAAUACACCCGGCGAAACCAACUUGGAGCCAAGUUCGUGACAAUGGAAGCCUCGUGCUUCCUUCACGCCAAGUCUAAUAGUGCUGGCCUCAAACCCAGUAGCGAUGGCCUCCAACCUAAUAGGAAGGGCUUUCAACCUAGUAGCGAUGGCAUCCAACCUAAUAGGAAGGGCCUAUGGUUUCCAACCUAAUAGGAAUGGCCUCCAACCUAGUAGCGAUGGCCUCUAACCUAAUAGGGAUGGCCUCCAACCUAAUCCCAAGUCUUAGCGAAUUUGAAGUUUAAAAAACUUUAUCUGACUCUUUGCUGCGACAACUUGAAACUGAACAGACAUCUCAAUUUGUGAUGGGAAGUUCACCUUUGUUCCCCAGAUAGCUGGAAGCUAUAGGGGUUCUUACUUCUCAAUGGAUGGGUUCCGGAUUGCGGAAAUUGGCUGCCGCUGCCGCCUUGUUUCCCAAGCUUGUCUCCCUUCAUGAUUUCGCUUUUGGCUGCCGCUGCCGGCUUGUCUCCCAAGCUUGUCUCCCUUCAUGACUUCGCUCUUGGCUGCCGCUGCCGCCUUGUCAUUUUCUUGCUUGCGUUUGACGCGGAUGCUGUUAUAAGAUGAUUUAGGUCUUGUUUACCUUUUCCAUCCUGUUCCCGCUUUGAGUGGGAUGUCUCCCAAGCUUGUCUCCCGCUCUUGCCAUGGUGUCCAACUUUUCUUGAAGUGCUAUUUGGGGUCUAUGCCGGUAUAAUGUUUUUCAACGUUCUUGAGGUACUUGUCAUGCACGUAUGCAGGCGUAUGCGGACAAAUGUAUACUGUACAUUGGCUGUUCGCGGUGUCACACGCAUCUCGACUCUAGACUUGGAAAAACACGUCCCUUUUGAACAAAUCACACAGUAUUCUUCAGUCAGAUCUUUACGCAAGAUUGCAUUCGAUCGGAUUCUGCUUGAGCGCUCAGUGGGGCAAGGUGUUGGAAGCUGAGAUGCACGCCUUCACACAUUCUUGCUCCUAGUAGUGUCCUUGCUCCUAGUAGUAAGGCCAGGAGCCGCUAGUAGCCUCCUUGCCUUCACACAUUCUUUUCUCUUCAAUAGUGUCAAUUGCACCACUAGGACAUUGUCAAUCGUGGAAUCAUCGGACAUGACUGCUUCACUGUGGCAGCUAGGUCAGUGCUUGCCUAAGGUGACCGCUCACGUGUACCAGGCUUCUCCACACUUUUGGAAAUCACUUCUUCGAUUCAGAAACAAGUAUGCGGCAGACGUUCUCUACAAGAAAAGUAUGUGCAUAGGCUGUUCUUGAUGGGCAUUACCAGGCACGAAUUGCCGCUUUGUUUCUUUGAAAGACUGAAACAGUGCCACGUUGGCCCAAAGGUGGCAGUAAAGCAGAUCAAUGACGUGGACAAGUCUGAGAAGGACUUACGCGCAUUCGAGCGUGAGGUGGCAGUCCUGAUGAGGACUUGUCAUGAAAAUUUGGUGCGGUUUCUGGGUAUUUCAUCCAUCCAGAGGCCAUUUCGCAUCAUCACAGAGUAUUGUGCAGGAGGCUGCGUCUUCUCCUUGCUGCACAACCAGGAGAUGCUGCUGGCAUGGCCACAGAAGUUGCGAAUCCUUUUGGACGUCGCAAAAGCCAUGCAGUACCUCCAUGAGUUCAAUCCACAGGUGAUCCACAGAGAUUUGAAAUCCCUGAAUCUCCUCUUGACAAAUCCUGUGAAGACUACGUUGGAUACACCAUAUACCAAGGUGUCAGACUUUGGCCUUGCACGAAUCAAGUGGCAGGCUGAGGCUGGCUCGACCUGGCCGCAAAUGACCAGAGCUGCUGGAACAUGCCAUUGGAUGGCUCCAGAAGUCUUUGUAAGCGACACCUAUGAUGAGAAGGUGGACUUGUACUCUUAUGCCAUGAUCCUUUUCGAGGUACUUUGCCAAGAGAUUCCCUUUGAGGAUCAAAACCCUGCAGACAUAGGGCACCUCUGUGUGAAAGGCUGUCGUCCUGACUUGGCAUCUGUGCCUGACGAAUGUCCUGAAGUCUUGGUGCAACUAAUGCAAACUUGCUGGGCUGGCACACCUGCCAAGAGACCACCUUUUUCUGAGAUUCUCCCAAUUCUGGAGCAGGUUGAGAUUCCACAGUGAUUGAUGCAAACAGUGGAAAAAAGUGAGUGAGAGCGCACAGUCUCAAGUGCUUGUAAUCGGGUUGGCAAGAAAUUCUUUUUGUGUGACAAGUUUGGACAGCGGCAGCCAGUUUUUUGUUGUCGACAAAUCAGC
This is a messenger RNA of Durusdinium trenchii, 3608 nucleotides long. NCBI's taxonomy places the organism in Eukaryota, Dinophyceae, Suessiales, Symbiodiniaceae. The record is from the annotation of a GenBank genome assembly.